UCGUUCAGGUGCUAAGCAUUUGAGUUGACAUGUGGGACUGACUAGUUGCGUCACUCGUCUGGAGAACGUUGAUCCUUACGCGUGGCGGUGGAAGUGUAAUGUCAAUUUUCGUCGGCUUGUCAAAUAUUGAAGGGAGGUUGUGUUCGUCAUUUACCUGGGCUAACAUUAUUGUUUCUUGAAACUACUUUCCUAAAGAAGAGGACAUAGAUACAGCUGUAAAUUAUUAUUUAUUGUGUUAACGCUGGCUACUAUUCUGGAGAAAGCAGAGUCCGGAUUAAAGGAUGCUAAGAAGGCUCUGAGUCGGGGCUCCAAGAUGAGUGUGACGUCAUGGUUCCUGGUCAGCAGCUCAGGCACAAGACACCGGUUGCCACCGGAGAUGAUCUUUGUGGGCCGGGAGGAGUGCGAACUCAUGCUGCAGUCGCGCAGUGUGGACAAGCAGCAUGCUGUCGUCAACUACGACCCAGCCACAGACGAGCACAUGGUGAAGGACCUGGGCAGCCUGAACGGGACUUUUGUGAAUGAUCUGAGAAUCCCAGACCAGACUUACAUCACCCUGAAGCUCGCUGAUGUCAUCCGCUUUGGAUAUGAUUCUCAUGUGUACAUCCUGGAGAGGAGUCAACACAAGGUGCCAGAGGAGGCUCUCAAACAUGAGAAGUACACCAGCCAGCUAGAGAUGAGUAUGAAGGCCCUGGAAGCCAGGAAGAGGGAGAAAGAGAGGCAGCAUGCUGAGGAGAGAACCAGAGACUCAUUUCGCUCCAAACAGGAGAAAGCCGAGGGUAAAGCUGCCCUCGCAGCAGUGGCCAGCGAGGCUCCAGUGUCCAGACCCACUCCUCUGUAUGGGCAGCCGUCGUGGUGGGGGGAGGAUGAUGCUGAACACGGUGAAGGACAGCAGCCAGACGAGGACCCUGCAGAGAAUACUAACGAGAACUACAGACAAGAGGUCAACGGCUCCCUGUCAGAUAGCCAGGCCAAGUCCAUCUACUCGCACCACAGGGAGCCCAGCUACUUUGAGAUCCCCACCAAGGAGUUCCAGCAGCGGGAGCUCCAGGAGGUUCCCACUAAGGACACUGGCCCCCCUGCUGUCCCUGUUCUCCCCCCAACCCCCACCCCCACACCCCCUGUGGUGCAGAGCCACGCCUCCUUCACCAUCGAGUUUGAUGAAUGCAUGCCUGGUAAAAUCAAGAUCAAAGACCAUGUGACCAAGUUCUCCUUCCGCCAGCAACGCAAGCUCCUGAGUAAGGAGGCGGUCACCGCACCCACGGAGGUGAUGUCAGCAGAGAGCAAGGUGGCUGAUUGGCUGGACCAAAGCGAUGUGCGCAUGAUGCAGAGGUGGUCUCGGACAGAGGACAUUUUCAGCACCAACAGUGACCUGCCCAUCUACAACAAGGCUUCCACAGGCCAUCACCAUGAGGAUGGGACUCGGGGCAACUCUGAGGAUUCUGUUGUGAACGGGAAGCAGGUUAUCCAGUCAAAGCCCUCUAGACCCUUCACACCCCCUGACUCAGAGGACCUUCUGUCCAGCUCCCUUCCAGAGACUCACUCCCCUCCUCAGAGCCAGGGCAAAGAAGACCCCCAGCAGGCCUUCGUCAUCGAGUUCUUUGAUGACAAUCCACGCAAGAAGCGUUCACAGACCUUCACCAGCAACACAGUCCAGCCCGACAGCCCGGCCCUUAGGAACAAGCUGGAGAAGAAGUUGAGCCCCAGCUCCCACACCCAGCAGUAUACCAUACCCCUGAAGGGCCCGGGCUCUGGAGGCCCCCAGAGGGCCGGCUCCCUGAGGCGGGAGAAGACAGAGGAUCGGAUCAAUACUAGCUUCUCUUCCCAAUCCUCCUCCAUACAGCCCAGGCCCUUUAGAAGUGUGGGCCGGAGGUCUAAACUGGCCCAGGACUUCACUGCUGAGUUCCUGAGGGAGUCCAGACAGGAGACUAGACCGAGCAUGAACACAACCUGGGAGAGGAAGACUUCACCUGUGUCUCCUACCAUCAGCCCACCACCAACAGAAAUGGCAGCAGUGCCCAACUCCCACCAUACCCCACCAAGCCCCCCUCAGCCCCCUGUCCCAUAUCUGACUCAGACCUCCACCGUCAACCAGCCUGUGCCCCUGAAAGCCCCUCUAAUAUCCCUGGUCAACCACACCAUGGAGGCCGCACGAAGCCUGGAGGCCGCACGGAGCCUGGAGGCCGCACGGAGCCUGGAGGCCGCACGGAGCCUGGAGGCCGCACGGAUCCUGGAGGUUGGAAGCCCCAGAAGCUUGGGGAAUGAGGAGGACGAUGCCUUGAGUGAAGCAGGCACCUACACCAUCGAGACAGAGGUCCAGGAUGAAGAGGUGGUGGAGGCACGCAGCAAGAUAGACCAGGUGUUUGGGGUUGUUGAUGGGCCAGAGCAGCCCAGCGACGCUGCAGCAGCAGCAUAUAAGCCUGUUAAGGCUCAGGACAGGGAGGAGCGUAGGGAGAGUAGCUCUGUGGAUCUAAGGCCAGCUCCAGGGCAGGGACAGAAUCAGCUGCAGGUGUCUGGUGGUUCUAAGUGGGUGUCUCGCUGGGCCAGCCUGGCAGACAGCUACACAGACUCUGGCCCUUCCUCAGGCCUCUUUGACAUCCCCUCACAGAUUGAGCUGUCAGAAGGAGUUGGUGGGAGGACCGGCUAUCAGGCGAUGCUCAGUCACAACGUCAAAAGUGUGGAAUCAGAAGGCCAGAGUUCCAGAACACGGCGGAUUCUGCCUCAGGCACCGUUGGUGGAGAAGAAUGAGACUCCAACUCCCAGCAUUCUUGUCCAUCAGGACACUUACUCUACCUAUGAUGUCAGAGAGAAGAGCUCCAGAGCCCUCUGUCCACAGGAGGGACUCCACAACCUGUCUGUACAGGAUGACCUAGACCCAGACAGCCUGAGUGAUGCCAGUAAGUCAGACGACGGCUCCAUCGUAGAACAGAGGACGACGCCCACACCAGAUAUGACAGACAAGAGUUCAUCUCAGAGCAGAGAAGAGGAGAGGCCCAGACUUCCACCCAAGUCUACAUCAUUCUACAUCGACUCUGAGGAGCGGGGAUCCAGACCCAAUACGCCCAGGACUGAGAGAAAACUACCACCUCCUCCUAAUACACCACAGUUCUCCACAGCCACCCUGACCAAACAACGGGGUGGACAGGACUCACAGAAGACUGUGAAGCCCAACUCGUCAGCUCCCAAGCAGGACUACCAGGGUAGAGUCAGCCCUCAGCCCAAGGAGAUCUCAGUGUCUCUGGUCAGGCAGGAGAGCUUCACUAAGGACCAGCCAAGUGAUGCUGCACAGGUCACCAGACUCCCCCACAUCUCCAGCCAGCCUGCUCAGAAUGACCCAGACCCUGCUGAGGUGUUCCAGGGUAUCUGCAGCCAGGACACCCACUCCUACCUCAAGGAGACUGAGGACGCUCUGGCUGCCCUGGAGGCCAAGCUCCAGGCCCAGACUGAUGUAGUUCCCUGCCCCAUAGAUGACACUCUGUCUGGGGAGUCUGACAUGGACUCAGCCAGCACUGCCAGCCAGCGCAGCAACCAGACUACACCCAAGACCAGAUCUAAGAAGCCCUCUAUCACCUGUGGCCUUCAGAGGGAGAGGUCCUCUGCCAGCUCCUUCACCCAGGAGCCCAGUCGCCAGCCGUCAGCCCAUAAUCGCCUGUCAGAAAAGCAGCGGUCUCAGGGAGAAGAUAGCAGAGAUAGUAAGCCUGAACCAGGCAGGAGGCUGGGGAUGAGACGUAGUGUGAGCAAACAUGGCUCCAUGGACUUUAGCGAUGACCCCCAGGGCUCCAACUUACCCUACUGGCCUGAUACCAUUUCUUCAGACCAGGAGGGCUACCGGCCCACUGCACGCAAGAAGUACACCACCCCCCUGCAGAAGGAGGAGUCUUCUAAGUCCUCCAAAGGGUCCCAGGCCCUGAGCCGCUCCAACAGCAUGUAUGCCCCAAGGCCUACUAGAGCCUCCAUGCUUCGUCGGGCUCGCCUGGGCGAGGCGUCCGACAACGAGGGCACAGAGACGGACAGGAUCUCCCAGGAGGCCAGUGGGACCACCAAGGACAGUAAGAAGCAGCUCUCCAGGCUGGACAUGCUGGCUCUGCCCCGGAAGAGGACCAGCUCCUUCACCACUCCCAGUGAUACAGAGUCCUCCGCAGCCAGGACAGGCUUCUCCAACCGCAGCACAGAGUCCAACAGCGGCUCUGGGCGUAAGGCCUCCGUCGCCAGACCCAGCUCUAAGCCUGUGCUAGGCAGGGCCUCUGGAGCUCCCUGCAAGCCCAUCACCCGCGGCCGCUCCAGCAGCGCCAAAUACACCAGCAGCACAGCCAGCUCCAGACGACGGCAGAAAGGCUCUGACUAUACCUCCACCUCGGAGGAGGAGUAUGACUCUGGUAACCAGAUCACCCCUAAACACAAACGCUCCCAGACCCCCUCAGCCUCCCGCUCCCAGCCCCUCAUCCCCCCGCGCCCCAGAGCCCGCUCAAGAGACUCGGACCAGGAGAGUCACGAGGGAGACGCCUACCAGAACUGGUCCUCCCACAGUGCUGAGAUAGCAAAACUGAGUCAGGACCUGGCUAAAGAUCUGGCCAUCCUGGCCAGGGAGAUCCAUGACGUGGCUGGUGAUACUGAUCCUCAGAGCUCUUCUGGAGUGGAGGCCAACACACCUGCCUCUACCAUGACCACCCAGGACGAGUUGGUCCAUCCUAUUCCUGAGGCUGGUGUGAACUACCAGAGAGCUCCCCCUGGUUCACCUGCUGCCGGGGACCCCGACCAGACCAUGAUGAAUGAGCAGGAACACAACUCUAAGCACAGAGGAUGGAACCAGGAAGAGGUUGUUGUUGAUGACCUUAUGCUGAAUCCAGUGUCCCAGAUCUCUCUGGCUAUUCGAGAAAACACAGAGCAACUAGCUGAGAAAAUAAAGGUACUAUUCCACAACAAACAGGACAUUUGGGAGGAGAUUGAAGCAAAGAUCAAUGCUGAAAAUGACAUCCCUGUCCUGAAAGGCUCAAACAAGGAAAUCACAUCUAUUCUCAAAGAGCUCAGAAGAGUUCAGAGACAACUUGAAGUCAUCAACACCAUCAUUGAACCCAGUGGGAACCUUGAACCAGCCAAAACUUCCACUCCUAUCUCCCCCUCCUCAGCCAGUGUAAGGCCAUCCAGGGCCCCUUCGAGAGACUGGAGAUCAUUAGGUUCCCAGCGGGGUGAGGGUGGGGUCUCCUCUUCCAGCUCCAGGUCCAGUGAGAGUGUCAGGAGAUCAGCUAUGGCCUCAGAGGCAGAGAGCUAUGAGGUCUGAGGUUCUGGAACACAGUGCCUCCUCUUCACUGCUGCGCCACAAUCCCAGGUGUUGAGAGAGUGGAUUUGAGAGGGGGAAAUGGGUACUGCUAGAGACAACUGUGGCCCCACUGCACGAUGACACUACUGCACUGUGUGUACACUACUAGAGAACUGAAAUGCGUAUUGAACUGCCAUGGUGUGAGAAGGAGAUUGUAGAAGACAUACUAAAGCCAUGAAUUGGUUAGUUCAGCUGAGGGAAAACCCCUUUAAGGCAAGGCCAUUAUUGUGCCAUAUACAGUGCAUUUGUAAAGUAUUCAGACCCCUUGACUUUUCCCACAUUUUCCUACCUUCCAGCCUUAUUCUAAAUUGUAUUACAUAGUUUUUCCUCCUCAUAAAUCUACACACAAUACCUCAUAAUAACAAAGCAAAAACAGGUUU
Messenger RNA from Oncorhynchus mykiss (rainbow trout), 5694 nucleotides. The record is from RefSeq and is a predicted model, not a curated record. Lineage: Eukaryota; Metazoa; Chordata; Actinopteri; Salmoniformes; Salmonidae.